CGCGCCGCAGCCGUCGCCUGCUGCCUCUUCCUCAGCCCUGCUGCCUCUUCCGCGCUACACGUGGGCGCACCCGCCGACAAGGGCCGCCGCCGCAGAUACUUUGUCCAUUGUGAGAAUGUAAGAUGGAUCCAGAAGAGCAGGAGCUAUUAAAUGAUUACAGAUACAGAAAUUACUCUUCAGUGAUUGAAAAGGCUUUAAGAAAUUUUGAGUCCUCAAGUGAAUGGGCAGAUCUCAUAUCUUCUCUUGGCAAGCUCAACAAGGCUCUUCAGAGUAACCUGAGGUAUUCCUUGUUGCCAAGACGGCUCCUUAUCAGCAAGAGAUUAGCCCAGUGUUUGCAUCCUGCCCUGCCCAGUGGUGUGCACUUAAAAGCCCUAGAAACCUACGAGAUUAUCUUUAAAAUUGUGGGGACCAAAUGGCUGGCCAAGGACUUGUUCCUGUACAGCUGUGGAUUAUUUCCUCUACUGGCGAACGCGGCCAUGUCAGUGCGGCCCGUGCUGCUUGGCCUGUACGAGAAAUACUUCCUCCCACUGCAGAAGCUGCUCCUGCCCAGCCUCCAGGCCUUCAUUGUUGGCCUGCUGCCUGGCCUUGAGGAGGGCUCUGAGAUCUAUGACAGAACAGAUGCGCUGCUCCUGCGACUGUCCCUUGUGGUGGGCAAGGAGGUGUUUUACGCGGCUCUUUGGGGGAGUGUCCUGGCAAGCCCAUCCAUCCGCCUUCCCGCCUCACUCUUUGUGGUGGGCCACAUAAACAGGGACUCGCCUGGCAAGGAGCAGAAGUACAUGCUGGGGACCGAUCAUCAGCUCACGGUAAAAUCUUUAUGUGCAUCACUGUUGGACUCAAAUGUUCUUGUGCAAAGAAAUAAUCUGGAAAUUGUUCUGUUUUUUUUCCCAUUUUAUACCUGUCUGGAUUCCAAUGAGAGAGCCAUCCCCCUGCCCAGAUCUGAUAUUGUACACAUUCUCUCAGCCGCCACCCAGACCCUCCUGAGAAGGGAUAUGUCUCUGAACAGAAGACUCUAUGCAUGGUUACUAGGUUCAGACAUUAAAGGAAAUACCAUUGUGCCAGAAUCUGAAAUCUCAAGUUCUUACGAAGACCAAUCCUCUUAUUUUUUUGAAAAAUACUCCAAGGAUCUUUUAGUUGAGGGCCUGGCUGCAAUAUUGCAUCAGAAGUUCUCAGACGCCGAUGUCGAGGAGCGCCAUCACGCAUACCUGAAGCCUUUUCGCAUCCUUGUCAGUCUGCUUGACAAACCAGAGAUAGGGCCUCAAGUGGUUGGGAAUUUGUUUCUCGAAGUCAUCAGAGCAUUUUAUUCCUAUUGUAGAGAUGCCCUUGGUUCUGAUCUUAAACUUAGCUACACUCAGAGUGGAAAUUCACUGAUAAGACCAGUGAAGCAGAGUUAUGCUGUCAGAAAAAGCAUCAGCGCCCCCCCCACAGUCUCAGAGCUCUGCACCCUCCUCGUGUUCCUUCUGGACGUGAUUCCCUUGGAACUUUACUCUGAGGUACAAACCCAGUACCUCCCACAGGUGCUCAGCUGCCUAGUGCAGCCUCUUGCUGAGGAUGUGGAGGCCUUAAGCUUACCUGAACUCACACAUGCCCUGAAGACCUGUUUCAAGGUGCUCAGCAAAGUCCAAAUGCCGCCUUCCUACCUAGACAUGGAGUCCCCAAGUGGAAGCUCGAGUCCAGUAAAAGGUGAAAAUGGUGAAAUAAUUUUGGAAACAAAAGCAGUGAUUCCAGGUGAUGAAGACACUUCGUUCCCCACCCUGAAAUCUGAGGACAGUGGGAUUGGGCUCAGUGCCUCGUCGCCAGAGCUCUCUGAGCACCUGAGGUUUCCUCGCAUUUCUCCGGAAAGAGACGACGUUUGGAAGAAAGGUGGGAGUAUGCAGAGGACGUUUCUUUGCAUCCAGGAGCUAAUUGCAAACUUUGCCAGCAAGAACAUUUUUGGAGCACAGCUAGCAGCGUCUGGAGAAGAAAGCAAGUCCAGAGAGCCCACAGGGAAGGAGGACAAGGGUGGGACCCAGAGUCUGGUGGCUGAUGACUGCAGCAGGAAGAACUCCUGGGAGGCCAAGCCCAUCACUGUGCCCCAGUUUAAGCAGAUGCUUUCAGAUUUGUUCACAGCACGAGGGUCUCCAUUUAAGACAAAAAGUUUGGAGUCACCAUCCUCUUUGCCCAGCAGCCCCAGCAGCAAAAAGGGGGGAGAAUGGGAUGUUGACCAGGUAGUCAUUGACCUGGGAGGCUCCAGGGAGGACUGCAGGGAAGCCUUUGCUGCCUCCUGCCACCUGCUACUGGACUGUGCCACCUUCCCAGUCUACCUGUCCGAGGAAGAGACAGAGCAGCUCUGUGAAACGCUCUUCCAGCUUCCAGGAACCAGUGAUUCCAGUUUUCCAUCUUGGCUGAAAUCCCUCAUGACCAUUUGCUGCUGUGUGACUGACUGCUACCUCCAGAACGUGGCCAUCUCCACUCUGCUGGAAGUGAUAAACCAUUCCCAGUCCCUAGCACUUGUCAUUGAAGACAAGAUGAAACGCUAUAAAAGCUCUGGGCACAACCCAUUUUUUGGCAAGCUACAGAUGGUAACAGUUCCUCCCGUUGCUCCUGGGAUAUUGAAAGUCAUUUCAGAGAAAACAGACUUCUAUCAGAGGGUGGCUCGUGUGCUAUGGAAUCAGCUGAACAAGGAGACCCGGGAGCAUCACAUCACCUGUGUGGAAUUGUUCUACCGGCUGCAUUGCCUAGCCCCGACGGCCAACAUCUGCGAGGACAUCAUCUGUCAUGCCCUCCUGGACCCUGACAAGGGAACAAGAUUGGAAGCUUUGUUUAGAUUUUCUGUGAUCUGGCACCUGACGAGAGAGAUCCAAGGCAGUCGAGUGACGUCUCACAAUCGCUCCUUUGACAGGUCCUUGUUCGUGGUGCUGGACAGCCUGGCAUGCCCGGAUGGUGCCAUCGGAGCAGCGGCCCAAGGCUGGCUGGUGCGCGCAUUGUCCCUCGGGGAUGUGGCACGCAUCCUUGAACCCAUGCUCCUGCUACUGCUCCAGCCCAAAACUCAGAGAACCUCCAUCCACUGCCUCAAGCAGAACUCAGCUGAGGACUUGCAUCGUUGGUUUAACAGGAAGAAAAGCUCUUUCAAAGAAGUAUGUGGAGGGCCUGAGCUUCGGGAAGGUGGCUCUGAAGAACACCUGCCUCUGAGCCAGUUCACCACGGUUGACCGUGAAGCCAUUUGGGCCGAAGUGGAGAAGGAGCCAGAGAAGUGCCCGCCGAUAAGCGAGCUGAGCGAGGAGGAGCUGCCCUACUAUGUGAACCUUCCAGAUAGGACAGCCCAUGGCGCCCCAGACAGUAGCGAGCACACCGAGUCUGCAGACACCAGCCCCGGCCACACAGACAGUGAGAAUACAUCCUCCUUUUCCUCCCCGUCCCACGACCUGCAGGGGCUGAGCAGUGACGAGAACUGUUGUGCACCCAUCCCCAUGGGGGGCAGGGCACACCCCAAGCGCUCCGCCCUGCUGGUAGCCUCGCAGUCGGAGAGCUUUAGGUCCAAUGCCAAGUUAAGCCUGGUGCGUGUGGACUCGGACAAGACCCAGGCUUCAGAGUCAUUUUCCAGUGAUGAGGAGGCUGACUUGGAGCUGCAGGCCCUCACCACGUCCAGGCUGCUGAAGCAGCAGAGGGAGAGGCAGGAGUCAAUCGAGGCCUUGUUCAAGCACAUCCUGCUCUAUCUGCAGCCCUAUGACUCGCGGCGGGUCCUUUACGCCUUCUCGGUGCUGGAGGCCGUGCUCAAAACCAACCCUAAGGAGUUUAUUGAGGCCGUGUCCAGGACCAGCAUGGACACCAGCUCCACUGCACACCUCAACCUCAUCUCCAAUCUCCUUGCCCGCCACCAGGAGGCCCUCAUUGGCCAGAGCUUCUACGGAAAACUCCAGACUCAGUCCCCCAACGUGUGCCCCCACUCUCUGCUGAUCGAGCUCGUCACCUACCUUUGCCUGAGUUUUCUACGCUCCUACUACCCUUGUUAUUUAAAGAUCUCCCACCGAGACAUACUCGGAAACCGGGAUGUACAGGUCAAAAGUGUUGAGGUUUUGAUUAGAAUAAUGACGCAGUUGGUGUCAGUGGCCAAGUCUUCUGACGGGAGGAGCAUGGAGUUCAUCAAUAGCUUACUCCAGAGGUGCAAAGUGCAGGAGUUUGUGCUGCUCUCACUGUCAGCAUCCAUGUACACGAGCCAGAAGCGCUAUGGGCUGGCCGCUGCUGGCCCGGGAAGGGCCCCACAGGAGGACAUCCUCUUUGAGGAGAGUCUCAUCCAUCUGGGUCAGGACCAGAUCUGGAGUGAGCACCCACUGCAGAUCGAGCUGCUCAAGCUCCUGCAGGUGCUGAUUGUCCUGGAGCAUCACCUGGGUCAGGUCCAAGAGGAGGCCGAAAACCAGCCAGACCUGUCCCGGGAGUGGCAGAGGGCCCUGAACUUCCAGCAGGCCAUCAGCGCCACACAGUAUGUGCAGCCCCAUCCCCUCACCUCCCAGGGCCUGCUGGUCUCUGCCGUGGUGAGAGGCCUGCAGCCCGCCUAUGGAUAUGGCAUGCACCCGGCCUGGGUGAGCUUGGUCACGCAUUCCUUGCCAUACUUCGGAAAGUCCCUGGGCUGGACAGUGACCCCUUUCAUUGUCCAGAUUUGCAAAAACUUGGAUGAGCUGGUCAAGCAGUAUGAAAGCGAAUCUGUGAAGCUCUCCAUCAGCACAACCUCCAAGAGGGAAAACAUUUCUCCGGAUUAUCCACUCACUCUUCUGGAAGGUCUGAUGACCAUUAGUCAUUUUUGUCUUUUGGAACAACCCAACCAAAACAAAAAGAUCACUGCCGUAGGUGAUCCGGCCAACUUGAGAAAUGCCAAGAAUGCCAUUCUGGAAGAGCUGCCUCGAAUUGUUAAUACCAUGGCCCUUCUCUGGAAUGUUCUCAGGAAAGAGGAGACUCAAAAGAGACCCGUUGAUCUACUUGGAACCACGAAGGGAUCCUCUUCUGUUUACUUUAAAACCACCAAAACCAUAAGACAGAAAAUUUUAGACUUCCUAAACCCCUUGACAGCCCAUCUUGGGGUACAGUUAAUAGCUGCUGUUGCAGCUGUGUGGAGCAGAAAGAAAGCUCAACGACAGAGUAAGAUGAAGAUUGUCCCGGUGGCCAGCACCUCCCAGCUCACCCUUGUUGACCUGGUUUGUGCGCUUAGCACUCUGCAGACUGAUGCCGUGCUGCACCUGGUGAAGGAGGUGGCAAAGAGGCCACCACAAGUCAGAGCAGGGGAUGAGAAAUUGCCCCUAGUGGAUAUUCCUGUGUUGCAGUUUUGCUAUGCUUUUAUCCAAAGGCUACCAAUACCAACCUUGCAAGAGAACUUUCCUUCGUUGCUGGGAGUAUUGAAGGAAUCUGUCCAGUUGAAUCUAGCUCCACCUGGGCAUUUUCUGCUUCUCAGCAUGCUGAAUGACUUUGUGACAAGAACUCCCAACCUGGAAAGCAAGAAGGAUCAAAAAGACCUGCAGGAAAUCACUCAAAAAGUCCUAGAAGCUGUGGGAAACAUUGCUGGCUCUUCCUUGGAACAAACCAGCUGGCUAAGCAGAAACCUGGAAGUAAAGGCCCAGCCUCAGGUCUCUCUAGAAGAAUCUGAUGCUGAGGAAGAUUUGUACGAUGCUGCUGGAACCUCAGCAAUGGUGUCAGCAUCUACCCCUUCGGUGUACAGCGUGCAAGCCCUCUUUCUCCUGGCAGAGGUGCUGGCUUCUCUCCUGGACAUGGUUUACCGAAGUGAUGAGAAGGAGAAAGCAGUGCCAUUAAUCUCCCGUCUGCUUUAUUACGUUUUUCCUUACUUACGCAAUCACAGCGCCUACAACGCCCCCAGCUUCCGGGCCGGCGCCCAGCUACUGAGUGCCCUGAGCGGCUAUGCCUACACAAAACGAGCCUGGAAAAAAGAAGUGCUGGAGUUGUUUUUGGACCCUGCUUUCUUCCAGAUGGAUACUUCUUGUGUUCAUUGGAAGUCCAUUAUUGACCAUCUUCUGACUCAUGAGAAAACCAUGUUUAAAGAUUUAAUGAACAUGCAGAGCAGUUCUUUAAAACUGUUCUCCAGUUUUGAGCAGAAAGCCAUGCUGUUAAAGCGCCAGGCUUUUGCUGUCUUCAGUGGAGAACUUGAUCAAUACCACCUUUACCUUCCUCUUUCCUUAGAACGCCUGACAGACAAUCUCAGAGUUGGACAGACACCCACAGUUGCUGCUCAGAUGUUUCUUUUUUUCAGAGUUUUGCUGUUAAGAAUAUCUCCUCAACAUUUGACUUCAUUGUGGCCAAUAAUGGUCUCUGAAUUGAUUCAGACAUUUACACAGCUUGAAGAGGAUCUGAAAGAGGAAGAUGAAUCAUUGAGAAACAGCAACAAAAUAAACAGAGUCAAAGUUUCAGUCCCAGAUGGAAAUGGGCCCUCAAUGGGGGAGAUACCCCAGAGUGAAUUCACCUUAUAUUUAUCAGCUUGCAAGUUCUUGGACACAGCACUUUCUUUUCCACCUGACAAGAUGCCACUGUUUCAAAUUUACAGGUGGGCAUUUGUUCCAGAAGUGGACACAGAGGGCCAUGCCUUCCUGUCAGAUCUGGAGGAGAAUCACCAAGAAUGCAAACCCCACACUGUUAGGAUUCUAGAACUUCUAAAAUUAAAAUAUGGGGAAAUUAGCAGCUCUGAUGAGGUCACUGUGAAGAGUGAAUUCCCUCUUCUGCGCCAGCAUUCUGUUUCCAGCAUUAGUCAGUUGAUGCCAUUCUUCAAGACUCUAAAUUGUGCUUUUAAAACCCAAAGUCAGCUGCCCACUGAUGCCACCAGAGCACCUUUACACUUUCCAGUCACGGAUAACCCAAGCAUCUUGAAACAACUGGAAGAAUAUGUUGAAUAUGAUUUUUUGGAACAUUCAGAAUGUUAACUUUAUGAGAGAAUUUGUUAAAUCCAUUUAUUGAUACUUUAAUGAAAACCUGGUUAUAUUCUAAACAAGAAAGGAGGCCACAAUAGUGCUUUUAAACAAGUCUGUUUCAAUUUUGAAAGUAUAUUUCAGACAAUUUUCUUUUUGGCAACAAAUACACUUCCCUAAUGCCUUGUAAUAUAUUUGGAUCUGAUUCUGUUUCUUCCUCAAUUUAUGUAGUGAAAAUAAAAUUAAUAUAUCAUCUAACAGUAGCACAAAACUUGUAAUAUGAAGUAAAGUAUAAAGAGAAUGAAGAAGUCGUUUUCUUUGUUGAAGGAGAUAUCUGGGUCUUUCCCAGUAUAUUUCUCUGGAAGCUUAAACUUAUUAAAAGAAUAUUAUUUUAACAA
Messenger RNA from Galeopterus variegatus (Sunda flying lemur), 7276 nucleotides. It is a transcript of the gene DOP1B, whose product is annotated as dopey family member 2. Gene Ontology annotation, cellular component: endosome; trans-Golgi network. Lineage: Eukaryota; Metazoa; Chordata; Mammalia; Dermoptera; Cynocephalidae. The transcript is spliced from 36 exons. The record is from RefSeq and is a predicted model, not a curated record. The coding region runs from base 123 to 6893 and encodes 2256 amino acids. Gene Ontology annotation, biological process: Golgi to endosome transport.